AUGAAGAAUCCAGAAAGAGAUAUUAACGACGAGGAGAUUGCAUAUUCCGAAAGCGACAGCGAUAUGGAAGAUAUUCUAGGUCAAGACGAAGAUGAUGACCCAGAUCUUGAUGGGACAUUAAAAUGGAAAUCAAAUUUGACCGAAAAAGCAAAAAAACUGUUUUACACUAAUCGUCGAAUUAAUAUUAUGCAAUUGAUCUAUAGUAACGACAAAACGCCAGAAGAAAUUGCAUCAGGAAAAUUUUCUGAAUUAUUAAAAGUUGAAGCAGCCUCCAAUGAGAAAGACAAUGUAGAAGAGGAGAAAGAUGAUGAGGAAUUUUUCAAGAUUAUAAA
Funneliformis mosseae is the source of this 332-nucleotide messenger RNA. NCBI's taxonomy places the organism in Eukaryota, Fungi, Glomeromycota, Glomeromycetes, Glomerales, Glomeraceae. The record is from the annotation of a GenBank genome assembly.